Botrytis porri is the source of this 330-nucleotide messenger RNA. RefSeq lists its product as uncharacterized. The transcript has 2 exons. Gene Ontology annotation, cellular component: EKC/KEOPS complex. NCBI's taxonomy places the organism in Eukaryota, Fungi, Ascomycota, Leotiomycetes, Helotiales, Sclerotiniaceae. The record is from RefSeq and is a predicted model, not a curated record. The coding region runs from base 1 to 330 and encodes 109 amino acids.
AUGACCACCGAACUAGAAUUUCCCUGCACACUAACCCUCGACAUCCCCCUCCCCACCGCGCGCCUCGCCUCCGCCGCCCUCUCCGCCCUCUCCGUCGACGCCGAGCUCUCUCCCCUCGUCCUCCGCACCUUCUCCCUCGUCUCCCCCUCCCCCUCCUCUUCCGCACCCAAAUCCAUCCUCCGCACCUCCUACCGCGCAACCACAAACCGCAUGUUGCGCGUGGCCGUCAACGGGUUCAUGGAGAGUGUAUCCGUCGUCCUGGGGGUCAUGGAGGAAUUAGACGUUGAUGUUCUGGAGAGUGGGGACUCCAAGGCACAGGUUGAUUCUUGA